GGGUCGUCGUCGGAGCGCUAGCGGCGCGGAGUCAGUAUAGGCAUACCGCCCGGGCGGGUGCCACACGACCGGAGUCUGCGCACGCGCCGCGUUCAAAAUAAUUUCAGUGAAAUAAACACGCAUUCGCCAACGCCGUACCAUGCGAGCGCACGAUUCUGAGAAAUAAAUACGAGAAAAGUGAACGAGUCUCGAGUGCAGAGCACGAUCAAACGACAGACGGCGCACGACGAGAGAGCGAUUGGGUUCAAAGAGCCUCUACGACGAAACGAUUCGAGACUGGCGCUGAAGGAGCUUGAUUCCUAAGCCCCUCGAAAAACUGUAAAUCGCUCGGUGGCUGUCAGGCACUAUAAAAAAUCCUGCACUGCUCUUGUACAAUAUUCGUAUUAAAAAAAAAACGAAAACUUCGAAAAAUUACGCCCUCUAUCAGUGGCCACGACAGAAGGGUUUUGUACAUAAUAACAUUUUAUAUAUGCAUAUAUAAAUUGGUGAAGAGAGAUCUCUUGUGACGUCACAAUAAAUAUUGUGAUUAUUAUUUAAUAACUAUUUUAAAUAGCUUUGUUUACACGCAUUUUAAGUAUAUUGCCCGUUUUAUAUAAGUUUUAUAUUUAUUUAAAUAAUUACGUACAUAUUUCAAAGGUGUACAUAUAAAUUUGAAAGAAAAUUUGUAAAUUUAGGUAACUUUAAUACUAGUCAUUCAUCUAGUGUAUUUAUUUUGUUAAUACAGACUUAUUUAAAAUUAAUAACUUUCAUUGCAAAAAGAACGUAAAUUGCCAGAGCGCACUAAUUACCAAAGAGUAAUUUUAUCGUGAUAACAUAUAUCUGGCUGAAAAAGAAUAAAUAAUUUUCAAAUUAAAAAUAACUAAAUAUCAAUAUCCGGUGCAAGAAUAGACAAUUUGGUCAUCCAUAAGCUCACCAUAAACAAAAAGAAGUUAGAGAGGGAACUGUAUCGAUACAUCGCUAUCAAGAUGCAGACUCAAAUGGGAGUUGGUAACGAAAUACAAAGGAGCUACAGAAUGCAGGACUUCGCAUCGCCUGGCGUCAUCAUGCGGGAACGCAGUUUCAUUCGGCCGCAGUCGCACCUCAAUAUGCACCAUCAUAACCAGUUUCCAAACAAUGGGAAACGGCGGAGUAUGAUUCUUACCAACGCUAAAGGAAAGCCCACGCUGGAGAUAUAUAGACCCCCAGAAGGCGUGUCGGCGACCACAGCGACCGCGACGACCACUGCGGCCGGGAAUACCACUGCGUCAAACAAGCUGAAUGUACACGCCAAGGAGUUCACUAUGGCCAAGCCAGUCGAUCUUCAUAAUAGGUCGGCGAUGGGUCUCGGGUACGCCAGUGUUGGCCUCCAACACUCGCGCUCGGCCGUGCUGCACGCCCAAGUACCGCCGCACUACCGGCCCGUGCUGCCUUCCACCGCUGUGCUCAGCUCGUGCGAGCCUGCACAGCAUGCGGGGCCCCGCGUGCAUUUCAAACUACAGCCGCAGAACAUGCCAGAGAAGAAGAAAUCCCCUCCCUCUUCUCUGACCAAUGGCAACGGGAAGAGCAUUCGCCCGCAGGCUUUCACUCCUGGGUUGAAGCGGUCCAAGUCUUUGACCUCGGCGGACACAUUGGCCAGUGGCAUGGCAGCGUUGGGCCUGGCGGCAGAUGCUGGCGAUUUGGGCAACUUCCCGCCUGAUAUACAGGAGUGUAUCGAUAAAGCGCUUGAAGACCCGAACGCAGUAUGCGCGCGGACGCUGAUGGACGCAGUGGGCCACCUGGUUUCCCGCGCGGUGGAGUCCCCCCGCUACGCUCUGCCAGCGGCGAGGCGCUGUAUCGCUGUGGUGGAGCGCGAGCAGACUGAGACCUUCCUGGAGUCUCUGCUGAACACUUGUCAGCAGUGGUACCAUGACCGGGAGAAGUUGCUGGGCGCGCUAGUGGGCGGCGGUCGGCCGCGCCUGAUGGCGUUCCUGUCGUUCCUGCUGGAGAUGUACUGCCAGCUGCGGCGCCGCGCCAUCCAGCGCCGCAGCGCCUCGGCGCAGCCCGGACAGGUGCUGCUCACGCUCAUCUGCAAGUGCUGCGAGGACUGCAUCCGGCAGCCCGUGCCUUCUGCCAGCGAUACGGAGAACCUGUUCUUCGUGCUGACGUACAUCGGACGCGACCUGGAGUCGCAGCUGCCGGGCGAGCUGGAGCGGCUGCUGGCGGCAGUGCGGGACGCGUUCCUGAACACGAGCGCGGCGCCGUGCAUCCGCCGCACGCUGCUGCAGCUCAUCGAGCUCCACGCCUCGCGCUGGCAGCUGCCUGGCUGCGCCGUGCUCUAUUACUACCCUUCCUCUAAGUAAUAUAUAUACCUUUCAUUGGGCGACUUCACUCUUCAACGAUUGUUACGGUUGAAGCGAAUCUGAGAUGUUCUCUUUAAAGGCGGAUGUUUGGGAAUGUUGACAGAUUAUCCUAUUGUGUUGAAUUGUGUUCCUCUUGUUCGACUCAAUGAAUCUAAAAUUGGGUAAAUAUUAACUUUUAGUAUGCAGUGCACAUAACUUUUAGUGAUCUAUUCGUGGACCCCAUAUAUUUUAAAUCGUGCUUUGAGUAAUUUCUGUCAACAAGAGUAGCAGUAAUAGGUAUACUUGGUCAUCCUAAAAGGUGAGAUUUGGAAGUAACUUAGGCGUUUAAAAUAUUAAAAAAAUGUUUUUAAUGCUUCUAGUAUUCCUUACGGUAUGUAUAGAAACCUAGAAACCAGAUGUUAAUACUAAUUCACCUAAUUAUCGUGGUAGAGUAUGGUAUGCUAAGUAUUGCAGCAUCAUUUGUGAUGUCAUCUAGAUAUACUAAUAUUCAUAAAAUAUGAAGAAUAUGCUUUUUUACACUAUUAUAUUAUAUUACAGCAAUAGCAUGCUUUUGAUAAGCCCAACACUAUUUUAGUUUUGGAGAUUUAUGCAUAUAAGUGAGUUUAGGAAUCUUAUGUUGAUAUUCACUGAUUAUUGUAUUUGGUUGAAACCGCAAAUGAAGUCUAUAUUGAUAAUAUUAGGAAGCUGUGAGGAAGGGUAGAUAAUAUUGUGUUAGGUAGGUAAACAGUAAGUUAGAAUUACUAUACAAAGGUUGCAAGCAUUUCUUAUGUUUUCGUUUCGUUUGAUAAACUAUGAUUAAACUUCAUAGUAUCGCGUUAGAUGUACAGAGGUCAUUAUAAUUGUCCUUAAACAUUAUAGGCAUAAAGCUGCCAUAAGCUCAUUUAAUUGUGCCUUGGAUGAUUUUUAUUAGAGUAGAUUUAAUUUCAUAAUUUUCAAGUUUUCAAAUUUAGGUCUGUCAAAAGACUUUUUUGUAUAAACUUGAAAAAAUGAAAUGAUCAGUAAAUUAAGGUAUUUGAAAUUAGCUUAAGGUGGAUUAAGUGGAAGCGAGAUAUGCCUUAAAAGUAUUAAAAAUGUACGUGUAUCAUAUGUAGUUAGGACAAAUUAUCGAUGUACAUUACUGUACGAGCUUCGCAUAGUAUUUCGUGCAUUGUAUCCUUUGUCAAAUUAUCUAACUUUAUUUUGCCAUCUCUAGUAACUCCUAAUGUUAGCUCGUGGUAUUUGCUAGCAAUGCCUCGUACUAUUUUUGGUUUAUCAACGCACCAUUAUAUAGUUAAUGUUAUUGCACUCUGAUAUUGAUAUUAAGCAAAUUAUUUAUUUUACCAGAUAGACUAUUAAUUUUAUCAUAUAGUUUUGGACUAUUGCAAUAUUUUGUUAUUGACUGAAGCUGCUUCUGAAAUGAAUGUUUCGAUUAUAAUGCUUGUGAUAUUAUAAAUUUAAGUAAUUAAUGUAUCUUCUGAUAUCUUCUUCUCUGUCCUAACCAAAGACUGUACCUACUGAUGCGGAGAUUUCAAUUUAAAUUAUUAACAAAGAAAAUAAUAUUCACUUGUUGGAGCUGGACCAAAUGUCUUGUAUUAUUUCAAACUCUUUUUUCUAGAGAUUGAAAUGUAUAUUUCUCAGUUAAUAUUUUAAGUUCAUUUAGUAAUAGACUGUUGUGUGAUCAAUAUAUCAUAUUAAAAGCUUAAUUAUAUAAAUGUUAGUUAAAUAUUGUGGAGAAAGUUAAAAGACCAUGAACUUUUCGUUAUUAUGCAUUCGUAGUGUAAGGUAAUGGUAUGUUUUUAGAAAAAUGUCAACAAAAUAAAAAAAAAAUGGUGCUAACAAAAUAUUGGUGUAUUGUAUAUUAUUUAAUCGGAUACGGGCAAUAACUUAGUCUCGUUUCUGCUAUUAUUUUGUACCUACGUAAACCAAUAAAAUUAUAUAACUCGAAA
Plodia interpunctella (Indianmeal moth) is the source of this 4243-nucleotide messenger RNA. RefSeq lists its product as uncharacterized. Lineage: Eukaryota; Metazoa; Arthropoda; Insecta; Lepidoptera; Pyralidae. Gene Ontology annotation, molecular function: translation activator activity; RNA binding; protein binding. Gene Ontology annotation, cellular component: cytosol. Bases 966 to 2318 code for a protein of 450 amino acids. Gene Ontology annotation, biological process: regulation of translational initiation. The transcript is spliced from 10 exons. The record is from RefSeq and is a predicted model, not a curated record.